This is a messenger RNA of Danio aesculapii, 1636 nucleotides long. RefSeq names its product centrosomal protein 15 (gene cep15). Lineage: Eukaryota; Metazoa; Chordata; Actinopteri; Cypriniformes; Danionidae. The record is from RefSeq and is a predicted model, not a curated record. The transcript is spliced from 4 exons. The coding region runs from base 199 to 627 and encodes 142 amino acids.
GCUAGGCUUCGCCAUGGGCUGUACACAUCGGACAGCUUUGCUUUCGGAGAGUGUGAUCGCAGGAAAAUACUAGCGGUUAUUAUAAUGACAAAGUUAGGGUUUCUGUUGUAUGUAGUGGCGAUAUUUUCUUUCAUAAAGCUACAAUCACAUGACAGAGUUUGAUUUUUAUUUAUUUUCGUCUCUCUGAAACGACAAUAAAUGGCUUCUUAUACAGUCGAAGAGUUUGAGCUCAGCCGGAAACAUGAGGAUAUACUGGGGAAAAGAGCAUUACUGCUGCAGCAGAUGGAGGCGCACUAUGAACAGCAGAAGGCUAAGAGAAAACAGCAGUUUCUGAUGUCUCAAGCAGCGAAGCAGAGGAAUGCUCAGAUUCUUAAGGAUUUAGAAAAUGCUGAAAAAAAUCUUCAAACCAGACAGCUCCUUCAUCCAAAUAUUAUUAGCCUUGAGACUCGGUAUUGGGCCUCAGUUGAAAGAAAUCUGCCAGAAUGGGAGCAGUAUUUGCUUGGGAAAGGACAACCACCUUUAAGCGAAUCUGAGAGAAAGUUAAAGCAACAGAGACAGAAAACGACACCACAAGAUCUCGCACCUACGCAGUGCAGGGGUAAACCCCCUCGACCCAAACCUCGAUGACAUAACUCUAUGAGGUGUGUAGCCGAUUUGUGUGUGUUAUGAUGAUAUGUUAAGAUCAUCACUGUAGCACCUUACAAUGGUUACAAUGAGGUAAUAUUAAUGCAUUAUGAUUAAAGUAGGAGUAAAAUGAGCAAUACAUUUGAUUAAAUCUCAAGUUUUUUGUGUAUUUUAGCUGAGGGACAUCAAAUCAGGUUUUUAUACUAGUGGGAAAGUGCUAGGGUGUCUGGAAUUGUUUGAAAACAAAUUCUGUAAUUAUUAAUAUAAACAAUAUCAUUUUCCAAUUAUUUAAAAUAAGUUAAACACAUUAAUAUAAAAUAGAAAUUGGAUUCAAAUAGCUUGCUGUAAUAUAAAAUUAAUAGCACAUAAAUGUGAUUAAACAUUAUUCAAAUAAAUUAUACAAACUUUAAUUGAAAAAAAGGCGAACACUUAUUAGUCAGAUUAGCAACAAUAGUUAAAAUACUAAUUAUAUUAAAACAAAUAAUAAAAAAUAAGUUAAAAUAUUUGUAUAGAAAAAUAUAAAUAUUAAUAUUAUGUAUAAAAAUGAUAAUGAGCAGAAAAAUUUGUAGUUAAAUGCAGUAACUUAAUAGUAAAUAAUUAUUUUCCAGAUUAUAAUUGAUAAUAUAUUGUAUAAUAUAUAAAAUUAAAUAAUUCAUAAUAAAUUGUGAUAAUAUAUAUAUAUAUAUUAUAUUAGGCAUGGUUGAUCUCAUUUAAGGGUCCACAGCAUGUAAAAAGUUGAAACCACCACCAUUAACUGAAGCAGCAUUUACAAAUGAUUCAGUGUUUCAUUUCAAUUGUUGAAAUUUAAAGGAACUUAUUACUUUCGUUAUUGUUGGGUCUUAUUAACUGUGCAAUGUGUAUGCAAUGUAAUGCAUAUGGCAAAGUGUUACCAUCAUAAUGUGUAUGUGUGUGUCUUGCGGGGUAUUGGGGGGGUAUGAGGGGGCAUUUUUUAAUCCACAUGGGGGCGAUACUGACUACAAUUUCUGGGCCAAACACACAACAUCCUUUCUUC